AUGAAGACGGGCGUGAUCGUCUUGUCCGUCGUGGUAGCGUUGUUUGGGGUGGCCAGUGCUGUGUUGGGGUUCAUCGCCGAGGGCACCAAGCUCGCGCCGGGUGACAUCAAGAUAUCCAGGAACGAGUGCGUGUACCCUGACAACCCGGCAUACGCACUGGGGUUAGUGGCGGCCCUCCUGUUGCUGGUGGCGCAGAUCACCGCCUCGGCCGUCGGCGGUUGUUGCGGCUGCUGCAAGCCUCGGGGCGCCGGCUUUUCCGGGUCGAAGCGUUCAAGGUCCAAGAGGAUCAUUGGCGUUGGCGUCGUCCUCUGCCUCGGCUCAUGGAUAGUAGCGUUGAUCGCGGAGUGGUUCUUCUUGCGAGGUGCGUUUUGGAACGCCCCCAUGGCGCGCGGAACUGCACAGGGCCGGGGAUGCUACUACCUCAAGGACGGCGUCUUCAGGAUGGGGGCCAUUGUGAGCAUCGUCGCCACCGUGCUCGCGAUCAUAUCUUACAUCAUGCUUUGCGCGGCGGCAGGAGGUGCUAGUACUACCACCACUACCCUGGGAAUGGGGGCUGUGGCGGGGCCGUCGUCAGCAGGCAAUACCAAGCCCGACGGGAUCGCGGUCGGCCAGCCUGCUGCCUCUCAACAACACGCACAAGCUUGUCUGAAGGCGACAGGGAGGGCUCCCCCGUCGCACCCGCCGGCCCCCUUCUCCCCCGCACUCCUCCCUCGCCGCCGCCAGAAGGCGUGGCCAGGCAACGCCUGGCUCGCGUCGGCGGCGGCGGGGCCCUUUUCUUCCUCGCUCGGGGGUGCUGCGGCGGGGCGGCAUCCUUGCGCCAAGCCGGCGUGCCGACGUGGGGCGCUUCGAGGACGGUGGCGCUCAGAGCCCCUGCGGCAGCGAGGCGCGGGUGGGCAGGUGGCCUAG
Molecule: messenger RNA, 906 nt
Organism: Hordeum vulgare subsp. vulgare (domesticated barley)
Lineage: Eukaryota; Viridiplantae; Streptophyta; Magnoliopsida; Poales; Poaceae
Exons: 5
Coding region: 1-906 (301 amino acids)
Source: RefSeq, a predicted model, not a curated record